AUGAACACCAUUUCCGGCCUUGUAGUUACCACAUGUUGGCUAUUCGUGGCCCUAGUCAACGGCCAUACAGUCCUCUCCUACCCAGGAUGGAGAGGCAAUACCUUCAUCACGAAUGAGACAUAUCCCUUCGGGAUGCAAUGGAUAUACCCGUGUGGCGGCCUCGGCGUGACGCAAAACAGAACGUACUGGCCGAUCAGUGGCGGCGCUCUCGCCGUCCAACCGGGCUGGAACUCGGGACACAAGACGGCACUCAUGUAUGUCAACCUCGGCCUCGGCGAGUCGCCGAAGAACUACUCUAUGGUUAUGGUGCCCCGGUUCCAGCUGACGGGGCCCUCGAACCAAGAGUACGAGGGAACGUUCUGCCUGCCAAAGGUGCCGCUGCCGGCAGGUGUGACGCCCAAGGAAGGAGACUUAGCGUCGAUUCAGGUCGUGGAGGCUGCACAGCAUGGUGCGGCGUUAUUCAGUUGCAUCGAUAUCAUCUUUACGGAAGACGUAUCAAAGGUUACCCCGGUGACGGAGGACAACUGCUUCAACUCGACGAACCUCAAGGGUGAAGCGGCGACGCUUGAGACGAAUUCUUCGCCCAUUACCAAUCCUUCGGCUCCGGCGACGACGACUACUGCUUCUCCGAGCGUGUCUCCGACCAGUGGAGCUCCUCAGUUGGCGUCAAGCUUGAUUGUUAUCUUGAGCUUAUUUUUGCUUGUUUGA
Messenger RNA from Colletotrichum godetiae, 708 nucleotides. RefSeq lists its product as uncharacterized. The transcript is spliced from 3 exons. NCBI's taxonomy places the organism in Eukaryota, Fungi, Ascomycota, Sordariomycetes, Glomerellales, Glomerellaceae. Bases 1 to 708 code for a protein of 235 amino acids. The record is from RefSeq and is a predicted model, not a curated record.